GAUAUGCCAUUUUACAGUUAUAAGAGAAUCACCUAUGCCACUCUGUUGUUGCUAACUCUAAGACCUUUCUGGGCAUCAAACAGUACAAGUGUGCUCUCGCCAGACUGCGAUUUCGAUAACUCUACUUUAUGCGAUUGGGAAAAUGACAAAACAGGGAUAGUGCAGAUCAAUUGGAUUGUACAGUCAGGGGCCACGCCAAGCCAAUGGACUGGACCUCAGUCUGACGUGUCAGGUAACUGCCACGGAAGGUAUGCGUACGUGGAGGCCAGUGGUCGUAAUCAUGGUGACAGGGCUAGACUUAUAAGCCCCAAAAUGCAAGGUCCAAAGUGUUUGUCAGUUUGGUACCACAUGUAUGGUAGUUCAAUGGGGAGCCUCAUCAUUUACCUGAAAACAAAUGACAGUGAGAUGAUACAAUGGAUUAAAUCAGGAAAUCACCCAGACCAAUGGCUGCAGGCAGCCGUAUUCGUUAAUUCGUCUGUUGAAUAUCAGAUAGUGGUUGAGGCUAUCAGAGGCUUGUAUUUUGCAAGCGAUAUCGCUAUCGAUAAUAUCAUUUUGUCAAAUGGAAAAUGCCAAAAUUUAGUCACACAAAACUUGCAUGCGUACAUUAAGAGAGAUUCUGCGAAGACUGUGGCUUUCAAGCUUGACAGAGUUCCUUGUCAUAGUGGCUGGAUUCAUCAGUUCACGAUGGAAGCUCAACAGACCAGGAACACCUCUGCUGACAUAAUGUAUUUUAUUUACCCGGUGGACUCAGCUCAUUGUAGAAAUGGUAUAUCUCGAAAUAUUUCAUUGAAUGAUCGCGGAUGUCUCCCUUUUGACUUCUUUUAUUCUUCAAGCGCUCACCUAGAAGGUUACCGCAAAGUUCUGCUUAUUAAUCGAGGCCAGGAUUCACCUCUUGGGGUUACACUAGCUGACUAUCAACCUUGUUGCGAUCAGACGAUUCAAGAAUGGUUUUUCGCGAAUAUUUCAUUACGCGAACAAAGCUCCUGUCUUCCUGGGUGGCGCAGAUUAAAUUCCAAUUCCUGUCUCCAAGUGCACUUGACUCUGCCGAAGACUUGGGAUAACGCCAAAUUAGACUGUUACAACAGAGGAGGGCACCUUGUUGUCCUAAAGGAUACCAAAAUUGCUCAAAAAAUAUCUGAAGUCCUUGAUGAAUAUCUAAAUGAAUGGGAAACCUAUUACGUAGGAGCCCACGCUGUCAGUGACAGCCAAUGGAUAACAGUUAGAAACGAGAUUUUUCCUUUCGAUAAAUUCCAAUCAUUAUGGGGUCCUUACGAACCAUCUGGAGACGGAUGGUGUGGUAAUGUGAUAAACGGCGAAAAAUGGAAUGAUGCUUGGAAAGGAAAAGGCUGGCGAAUUAAUGAUGUAAAUUGCUUUUCAAGACAAGGAUAUAUCUGUGAAAAGAAAACCUCAAUUUCCGGAGCGUCCUGUGAAGAUGGCUGGUUUGAAGUGGAAAAGUCGUGCUUUAAAGUAUUUGCUGGCGAUGUUUCCGUGGACUGGCAAACAGCCCGUCAAAAUUGUCAAGAACAGUCAAGUGACUUAGCCAUUGUGGAUACCGAGAUUAAAAGAAAAGCGAUGGACACGCGCCUUGACAAAAAAGAUCAACAUCUGCCAAAUGUUGAUAUUCAGGUCUUUAUAGGAAUACUAAGGCUCGGUUUGUGGCAGUGGCUUGGAGAUGGACACAUCUCAGCAGAUAGCUGGCACCAAGGAUAUCCUCUUCGUUCUCCAACUCAACAUUGUGGGUUUUUGGAAAAGCGUUCGCAGUGGAAACUUCUUCAAAGCCAGUGCAAUUUCCAAAGAAGCUAUCUGUGUGAAACAGAGGAGAGGAAUUAUAUUGCUAGGCGACCAACAGGCAAGUCGUUGCACGCGGAUUUCAUCGGGACGUCUGCCCAAGUGGUUGAUGGAAAUAUCGCUUCUUGCUUUACGAUGAAACGAAUAAUAUCCAACGACGAACCUCUUUGGUGGAGUGUUACUCUGGAAAGAAAGGCAUUUGUUUACAAAAUGUUGGUGUUAAACAGGCCAGACUGUUGUUUAGAACAAUUUCCUAACCUACAUGUUACAUUAAGAAACCGCAAGGAAUUUGCUUUAGCAAACUGCGACGUUUAUGAUUGGAGGACAGAGUAUAAGAGAUUGAUGAUGUGCGAACCGUCUAUUGAGGCUACGAGUGUAACCAUAUCGGCUCAUGAUGUCACCAGUUUAACUCUCUGUGAGGUUUUGGUCACUGCGACGGGCUAUGAGGUAACUGCCCAUGGCGUUCGUCAAGAACUUUGGUAUCAGAUACCUUCUACAGCAGUAGAAAAUUUGUUAGAUGACGGGAGGUUUCCGAAAAGUCCAGAUGCUGUCAGGAUUCUUCAAAAUUUGGAUGCGGGGAGAAAUUUUCACUACAAUUACGGACAACGCCUUGCAACAUACCUUCAGCUAUGGCUUCACAUGCCCCAAGUGAACAACUUGGUGGAUGAAAACGAUGAAGAAACAGGCAAGAAGCGUUUGGCUGAAUUAAAGUCGGGCUACUGGACGGAUUAUAAUCAGUGGAAUAAGUACCCUUCAUCGCAGACUUCUGAAGAAAUUUGGUUGAGUAAAUGCCACUUCUAUUUCAUUGAAACACUCAUGAAACAAGGAUUUGGGAAAGACUGUUUGUCAGUGGGAAUGAAGUUACCAAACGGCACUUACGAGCGUCCCAUUCAAAAAGCACACUUGUUCUGGGUUCGGCCUGGAGUGACUUAUGUAGACUUUGAGAUGGAUUUCCUUCCUAAAGUUAUCAGGACUGGUCAAGAGUUUUCCAUCCAGGCUACUUACAAACACUGUUGUCGUGGAUUACUUUGCCCAAUGUGUCCGAUUCAACUUUACUUUGAAUUUGCUGGGAAAACAAGUCUCGUUGACAGCAGCUUGAAAGUGGAUUGUCAAGAAAAAUAUUUCAAUACCACACUCGAAACUGUGCUUCAAGAGGGAAUCUAUUUCUUAAACAUUUCAUAUAGAUUGGAGGAAGAGAUAUCACAUUUAACUGAAAUAAAUAGGCAAAUCGGCGAGGUGCAUAUUAAAGCUUUGGAAAUCAAUGGUUGCAGAUUCACUUCUGACUUGUGUUCUUGGAUAAAUACCGAUCAAGGAUGGAAACUUGCGAUUGAGUCAGGGAUCCUUGUUCACGAAAGCAACAGACCGGCUGUUCUUGAGAGUCCCUGGAUAAUCACCAAUUCUAUGAGCCAGAAACUUGGGUUAUGUUUAACCCUCUCUUACUUUCUUCCGACUAAUUAUGGAUCUAUUAGUAUUAUCCUGAUAGCGAAGGCAAAUUCGUCAAUUUGGAGUCUCACUGGGUACCAGGGUAGUGCCUGGCUCAAUGGAAAAGUAUCAAUAAUGACAGACGAGAAUUUUAAGGUAAGAAUAGUUGCUGAGGGGAAACAAUCAUCAAGUCAGCACAGAACAGCUGUUGAUAAUAUAACAAUCUCUACCAAAACAUGUGAGCGAUCUCCGCCUCAUAGUUCACCAGAAUUUUGUUUUGCAGAAGGAAGCAGCUGUCCCCAAAAUAGAUUCUCCUGCGCAGGUGGUGAAUGCCUUCCAUGGUCUUUAACAUGUGAUUUUAAAAGAAACUGUGAGGAUGGUACGGAUGAGCCAUCUAUAUGUGGUUAUUCAAACUGCUCACUUUUAGAUUUAGGAUGUGCAAAACCUAACUACACGCACGUUACAUCUCAGCAUGCAUGUAGUGGGAACAGAGCUAAGUGCGACUUCCAGGAUGGCCUUUGUGGAUUGACAGAAGAUUCCAAAGUUCGAUGGAGCAUUGGCUCAGGUUCAACACCCACAAAGGAUACUGGACCGGACUAUGACCAUAGCACAUAUGGACCUGCAGGAAGGUACAUUUAUCUUGAGGCAUCAGACUAUGGUGCUGGUGACGCUGCCGUCUUGACUAGUUAUGCAAUCGGUGCUGGCAUAGCAACAUGUGUGCAGUUUUGGUAUCAUAUGAAAGGAAAAGACGUGGGCAGUUUAAAUGUAGUGAUCCUGAAGAAUGACUCAAGGAUAAUAGUAUGGAGUCAAACUGGCCAGCAAGGUGCUGAUUGGCUCUUUGGUCAAGUUGGAUACAAAGACGUUUUUAACAGCUUCAAGAUUAUGAUAGAGGGUGUUCGUGGAAAUGGUGUUCAUGGAGAUAUUGCUUUAGAUGAUCUUCUCAUCCUGGAUGGAGAAAAUUGUCAAACCGUAUAUGGAAAUGAAAACCCCGGAUGUCUAUUUGAGCAAGGUCAUUGCAAUUGGAAGCCCAGAGGAACAUGGCUGAUGAGCAAGUUUUCCCCUUUGAGAUUCUUCUUAAGGGAUUGGGAAGGCACAAGUGGCGGUUUUACUUAUGACAAAGGAUGUUCAAGUCUGGCUAACGGAGGGGCAGGAUGUUACGGAAGUUUAACAAGCCCACAUAUCUCCGCUAGAGCGGGUUGGAAGUGUUUGCAGUUUUGGUAUUACAUAAGUAAAGGAAGACCUUCUUCUCUUCAAGUGACUUUAAUUUCUAACGACACACAAAAGACUUUGUUGACUUCCACUAAGGCAGGAAUCUGGACCUUUGCUCGUUUGCCCAUCAUUCCAUCUUCAGAUUCCUACCAAGUUUCAUUUCUAGGAUGGAAGUCUUCAAAAAAGAUGACAAUUGCCAUAGACGAUGUUGUAUUUCAAACUGACAGUUGUGACAUUAUACCCUGGAAAGUAAACGGCGGCUGUUUAGAGUUUCGUCAAGGCUUUUGUGGGUGGGUCAAUUCCAAGAAGAGCACCACACCAUGGAAGCAAACGAAGACAAAUGAAGAGGCAAGAUUAGCCCAUGUCAAGCCAGGCGUUGAGAAAGAAAGCAGUUACCAACUGAACUUUACCGCUAACCAUAGCGGCUAUGUAAACAUUACUGAUUUGCCUGAUCUCGUGGCUUUCACUGUCUGCUUCUGGAUGAAAUCGUCAGACGAUACAAGUGCAGGCACUCCGUUUUGGUACAGAGUGCGCUAUGAAAAAAAGGGAAGAUACGUUACUGCGAUUGCGCUAAUCGACUACAGAGGAUUCUAUGUCUACAUUGGCGAGACAAAAUCGAAAAGGACCAGUGUCAAAGCAAACGACGGCAAGUGGCAUCAUAUUUGCCUGGCGUGGAAGUCUCCAGAUGGAAUAUUGACCUUCUACUUUGACCAACUACAACUUCAAGGGCGAGGAUUUUCUGCAGGUGAAAAAAUUCCAGGUAAAGGUGAAUUUGUGGUUGGACUAACAAAAGAUCAAGCAAAAUUAGACUCAAAAGCCGGCGAAUUCAUUGGUAUUAUCAGCCACGUUAACAUAUUCCACACAUUUCUCGAUAACCACGUGAUAACCUGGAUGUCGCAUGGCUGUGGCGAGGAUUUGAUGAAUACCAUUGUUCCCUGGUCCCAGUUUACGUAUGGUUUCAUUGGAGACGUUAACAUUCAAAGACCAAUGACGUGUAGGGACAAUGAGGGUCUCCACAUCAUUGUGUUAGCAAACCGAACAUCUCCAUCUCCACAAGUAUCCGUGUUUGAAAGUCCGCUUUAUGAGCGAUCUUAUGAUGCACACAGCAUCUGUGUAUUAUUUAGGUAUAUCAUACAUGGUCCUGGAAUACGUUUCCUUCGUUUUUAUCAACAAAUGGACCUUGCAAACCAUACGAGACGGUUAAUAUGGGCGGCAAACGAGUCUAACAACACGGAAGGAAUAUGGAAGUAUGCCAGAGUAACCCUGCCAAGUAUAACUAAAUACAGAGUUUCUUUUGAAGCAGAUUUGGGCAGGUACCCUGGUUUUGUUGGUGUCAGGGGUUUACAAGUACAGCCUGGAUAUUGCCAUCCAGUCCCACUUAGGGCAACGCAAGGUACAUGUUCACAUGAGGCUGUACUUUUCUUUUUUUUCUGUUGGUUUUUUUUGUUUUCUCUAGCACUAAGUGCCAGCUAUUUAAUAUAUGUUUCAUGUUGACUAAUAUAUCUUCUCUUGGUG
This is a messenger RNA of Pocillopora damicornis (cauliflower coral), 5934 nucleotides long. RefSeq lists its product as uncharacterized. NCBI's taxonomy places the organism in Eukaryota, Metazoa, Cnidaria, Anthozoa, Scleractinia, Pocilloporidae. Gene Ontology annotation, biological process: protein phosphorylation; adenylate cyclase-activating G protein-coupled receptor signaling pathway; activation of adenylate cyclase activity. Gene Ontology annotation, molecular function: protein binding; protein kinase activity; G protein-coupled peptide receptor activity. Gene Ontology annotation, cellular component: plasma membrane. The record is from RefSeq and is a predicted model, not a curated record.